Chinchilla lanigera (long-tailed chinchilla) is the source of this 1787-nucleotide messenger RNA. It is a transcript of the gene Slc29a4, whose product is annotated as solute carrier family 29 (equilibrative nucleoside transporter), member 4. The transcript has 11 exons. The record is from RefSeq and is a predicted model, not a curated record. Bases 92 to 1669 code for a protein of 525 amino acids. Gene Ontology annotation, cellular component: plasma membrane. Gene Ontology annotation, molecular function: monoamine transmembrane transporter activity; nucleoside transmembrane transporter activity. Gene Ontology annotation, biological process: nucleoside transmembrane transport. Lineage: Eukaryota; Metazoa; Chordata; Mammalia; Rodentia; Chinchillidae.
UACAAAGGCUCCUCGCACACUGCUGACAGCAGACGGUGACAGCGUGGGGACAGGCGUGGAGGGAGCCCAGGGGAGCCCAGCACAGGUGGCCAUGGGCUCUGUGGGAAGCCAGCGCCUCAAGGAGCACAGCAUGGCGGGCACACCCGACGGGAGCUGGGGGACCAGCUUCAGCUUCGACGGCUUCCAACUGGAGGCUGCCGCAGCCAUGGUGGAGACAACUCAGGACCGGGGCAUCAGGGCCAGGGGUGUCCCUACCUUCGUGGACUCGGUGGCGGAGGAGCCUGUGCCUGAGGACCGCUACCACGCCAUCUACUUCGCCAUGCUGCUGGCUGGCGUGGGCUUCCUGCUGCCCUACAACAGCUUCAUCACCGAUGUGGACUACCUGCACCACAAGUUCCCAGGGACCUCCAUCGUCUUCGACAUGAGCCUCACCUACAUCCUAGUGGCGCUGGCAGCCGUGCUCCUCAACAACGCCCUGGUGGAGAGGCUGAGCCUGCACAGUAGAAUCACCACAGGCUACCUCCUGGCCCUGGGGCCCCUGCUCUUCAUCAGCGUCUGCGAUGUGUGGCUGCAGCUCUUCGCACACAAUCAAGCCUACGCCAUCAACCUGGCCGCUGUGGGCACCGUGGCCUUCGGCUGCACAGUGCAGCAAUCCAGCUUCUAUGGGUACACAGGGAUGCUGCCCAAGAGGUACACGCAGGGGGUGAUGACGGGGGAGAGCACGGCGGGGGUGAUGAUAUCCCUGAGCCGCAUCCUCACCAAGCUGCUGCUCCCAGACGAGCGCGCCAGCACGCUCAUUUUCUUCCUGGUCUCCGUGGGCCUGGAGCUGCUGUGCUUCUUGCUGCACUUGCUGGUGCGGCGCAGCCGCUUUGUGCUCUAUUACACCACGCGACCGCGAGACAGCCGCCUGGGCUGCAGGGCAGGCUACCGCGUGCACCACGACGUCGCCGCGGGGGACAUCCACUUCGAGCAGCAGGCCCCGGCCCUAGCCAGCAGUGGGUCCCCCAAGGAUAGUCCGGCCCAUGAGGCGACCCGCGGCUACGUGCGCUUCGACGUCCCGCGAGCGCGGGUGGAGCGGAGCUGGCCCAGCUUCCGAGCCCUCCUGCUGCACCGGUACGUGGUGGCCCGGGUCAUCUGGGCCGACAUGCUGUCCAUCGCGGUUACCUACUUCAUCACGCUGUGCCUGUUCCCCGGCCUGGAGUCCGAAAUCCGCCACUGCGUGCUGGGCGAGUGGCUGCCCAUCCUGGUCAUGGCCGUGUUCAACCUCUCAGACUUCGUGGGCAAGAUCCUGGCCGCCCUGCCCGUGGACUGGCGGGGCCCCCACCUGCUGGCCUGCUCCUGCCUGCGCGUGGUCUUCAUCCCGCUCUUCAUCCUGUGCGUCUACCCCAGCGGGGCGCCUGCCCUCCGCCACCCAGCCUGGCCCUGCGUCUUCUCCCUGCUUAUGGGCAUCAGCAACGGCUACUUUGGCAGCGUGCCCAUGAUCCUGGCGGCUGGCAAAGUGAGCCCCCGGCAGCGAGAGCUGGCAGGGAACACCAUGACCGUGUCCUACAUGUCGGGGCUGACGCUGGGCUCCGCCGUGGCCUACUGCACCUACAGCCUCACCCGGGACGCCCACAGCAGCUGCUUCCGUGCGGCCGCCGCCAACGGGUCCCUCGUCACAGGGCCCUGAGUCCUGCCCGCGCGGCCCUGCCCAGCGAGGCUGCUCCGCAGCCGGGACAGCUGAGGCCCCCUCCCUGCCUGCCUGCAGUGCCUCGGGCCCAGCCGGCCUCCUCCUGUGCCAAGGGCCC